Penicillium verhagenii is the source of this 498-nucleotide messenger RNA. RefSeq lists its product as uncharacterized. Bases 1 to 498 code for a protein of 165 amino acids. The record is from RefSeq and is a predicted model, not a curated record. The transcript has a single exon. Lineage: Eukaryota; Fungi; Ascomycota; Eurotiomycetes; Eurotiales; Aspergillaceae.
AUGGACCAGCACAUCUGGAGAUUUGAAGGCGCUGUGAUUACUGUAUGUGGUACUAGGUACUACAGAAACCAGCAAUGCGAAAGUUGCAUCAAGGAGAUGGGCUGCUUCCAUCAAUGUGUCAUGGUCCCAGGUAUCACCGGCUGUAAUAAUUGCCGGUAUUACAGGAGGGCAUCUACAUGCUCACUCAAUGACACUGCCACCACUUCAAAUACACCAGCAGGCUCGAGUGCGCCGAGUACUUCCUCGGCACCCGGAGCAUCGGGUGCCCAGCAAGGCACACAGUCAUCAGCAAGUACGACAAAUCGUACAUUCCGAUCCAUUGUGAGCGAGGCACAUGAAGCAGUGCUUCGGUUGGAUGAAGUGGCUCGGUCGCUAGAUGAGCGCCGCAGAAAUCUCCAAGAUGCACUGGGUGCCGAACAUCCAGAAGUUCGCCUUCUGGAUGAUGAUAUCCGGUCACUUCGGAACAUCAUCGCUGAUAUGAGAAGCAGUAGGCUUUAA